AUGCGGGAGGAUAGGCGGCUCAACCAGUACGCGCUGAAGGACGCACUGGACUGUCAGCUCGCCGAGAAACGGAGACGCCAACUGGAGCAGUAUGAGGCCGAACUCGUCCACAUUUAUGGCCCAACGAUGCGUCACAUCCUCACGGACGCUUUUGGCCAGCCGCGGAAAAACUACCACCUUCGUCACGGCAGUGGCGACGAGGAUGAGAAUCAGGAACAGCGGAAGCAGCAAACAUCAUUGUACCUGCAGGAGGUUCAGCGGCGCCAACUGAGAGAAAGAGAGGAAAUGCCAGAGAUGCGUGCUCAACGGGCGCGGCAGGCCUGGCUGGCUGCGUGGGAGGAUCAUAAGCGUAGGCUUGCCGAUGGAGCAGCAGAUAGCUUGCGAGGUGACGCAGAAUUAACGACAGCGCAUUCACCUUCUGAAAGGUUGCACUAUCGCCCGUCCGUGCUACAAUUUUCGGACCAAAUUCUCCCUAUGGAGCAGAGGCGCCGCGACUCACGGCGUGAAUACCGUGACGCACUCGAUAGGCAGCGAGAGGCAAGUGCAGCAGGGCUUAACAAAAGCGUCUCACUGCAUUUCUGA
Messenger RNA from Trypanosoma grayi, 582 nucleotides. RefSeq lists its product as hypothetical. Lineage: Eukaryota; Euglenozoa; Kinetoplastea; Trypanosomatida; Trypanosomatidae. The record is from RefSeq and is a predicted model, not a curated record. The transcript has a single exon. The coding region runs from base 1 to 582 and encodes 193 amino acids.